Molecule: messenger RNA, 2965 nt
Organism: Ictalurus punctatus (channel catfish)
Lineage: Eukaryota; Metazoa; Chordata; Actinopteri; Siluriformes; Ictaluridae
Product: heterogeneous nuclear ribonucleoprotein L-like
Exons: 13
Coding region: 165-1823 (552 amino acids)
Biological process (GO): regulation of RNA splicing; mRNA processing
Cellular component (GO): nucleus
Molecular function (GO): mRNA binding
Source: RefSeq, a predicted model, not a curated record
GCGACACAAACACAUCCAAUCUGGCAACCCUGAGCUCGUGGCUUUUCUGCUCUGCAAACGUGCACCGUUGCGAGACCAAACGCACUGCCGUUGACCGCGCGCGCGCUCUCUCCUCGGCGUUACACUGAACAUCCCGUGUUUAUUGUUUUCUGUCCGCGUUGAACAUGUCGCUGAUGGAGGAGUACGCGGAAGAGGAGUACGAACGCGCGCCCAAGCGCCUCAAAACCUCGGAGGUGGAGGAAGGAGAGGAGCUGGAGGAAGGCGAGGACUCGGACUCAGCAUCCGCCGGGCUGCUAGGAGACGAGGAGGAGGACACGCGGCGCUCCGGGGGGCAGGACCGGGCCCGGUGGAGCAGCGCGAGCUACACCACUAAACCGGUCCGGAAGGACAAUGGGGAUGAGACCCACAGGAUUGCGCCAUCCCCCGUGGUCCAUGUUCGGGGACUGUGUGAGUCGGUGGUGGAAGCUGACCUGGUGGAGGCCUUGGAGAAGUUUGGAAACAUCUGCUACGUGAUGAUGAUGCCGUUUAAGAGGCAGGCGCUGGUGGAGUUUGAGGAUGUAGAGAGCGCUGACCGCUGCGUGGGCUGUGGCUCCAGAGAGGCCGUUUACAUCGCAGGACAGCAAGCCUAUUUCAACUACUCCACCAGCAAGCGCAUCACACGGCCCACAAACGCAGACGACCCCAACAGUGGAAACAAAGUGUUGCUGCUCUCCAUUCAGAACCCACUCUACCCCAUCACUACAGAUGUUUUAUACACAGUGUGCAACCCUAUCGGCAACGUGCUACGCAUCGUCAUCUUCAAGCGCAACGGGAUUCAGGCCAUGGUGGAAUUCGAAUCAGUCCAGAAUGCCCAGAAGGCCAAAGCGGCCCUCAACGGAGCCGACAUAUACGCCGGCUGCUGCACACUGAAAAUCGAGUACGCUCGGCCCUCACGCCUCAACGUCAUCAGAAACGACAACGACAGUUGGGACUACACCAAACCCUUUUUGGUCAGACGAGAACGUGGUAAAGGUAGACAGAGGCAGGCCAUCCUGGGGGAGCAUCCGUCCUCGUACAGCGACAACGGUUACGGGUCACACUGCCCCCUGCUGCCUCUGCCCAGUAACACCAGGUUUAAGAGGAGUUCCCACGAGGUGCCCGACGUUGUGGCGUACCCUCUGCCCCAGACCUCCUCCUACGUCGGCCACUCCUCCAGCUCUGUUGCCAUGGUGAGCGGCCUGCAUCCCACCAAGAUGAACUGCACCCGCAUCUUCAACCUCUUCUGUCUCUAUGGUAACAUUGAGAAGGUGAAAUUCAUGAAGAGCGUGCCUGGAACGGCCCUGGUGGAGAUGGGCGACGAGUAUGCAGUCGACCGUGCCAUCACACAUCUUAACAGUAUCAAAGUCUUCAGCAAGAGGCUUAACGUAUGCGUGUCCAAGCAGCAUGCAGUCAUCCCCAGCCAGGUCUUUGAGCUGGAGGACGGUUCGAGCAGCUACAAAGACUUCGCUAUGACUCGCAACAACCGCUUCACCAGCGCUGGGCAGGCAUCCAAAAACAUCAUCCAACCUCCUUCAUGCGUGCUGCACUUCUACAACGUCCCUCCAUCCAUCUCUGAGGACGACCUGCAGAGGUUAUGCACAGAGCAGGACGUGCCCGGCUUCAUCAAGUUUAAAGUGUUUGAUGCCAAACCGAGCUCCAAAACCAUCUCCGGCCUCCUGGAAUUUGACAGCAAAACCCACGCAGUGGAAGUUUUGACAGUACUGAAUCAUUACCAGAUCAGAAUACCGAACGGCUCCAAUCCCUACACCCUGAAGCUGUGCUUCUCCACCUCCUCCCACCUGUGAACAGGAACCGAAGAUGCACACUUCACACCAUCGCGCUGUUUACAUUGGACGGAGACGACGGGAAGAGAAGGCUACAGAGCGUAAGGCGAGAAGAGCAGAGCGAGAGGGAUGACACACGCGGUCAUCGCCCUUAGCAUGAGGACUUCAAGCGCAAAACACUCAAGAAUCGUUUCCUCCUUCUACUUUUUUUUUUUUUUUUAAAGACUUUAAAGUGUUUUCUCAUCACAUUCUGGUACAACCAGAAAUUGACCGACUUUAUGAUAAUGAUGUCAUCUCACCCCAUGGGCAAACAAAAAACACAAAAACACAAAAACAGAACACGAAACGAACAUGGACGCCUUUUUAAUUUGUGUGUUUUCGUCUUUAACUAUUCUUUGAAACGGUUCAAAUAAACUGUGUGCUGCAGAGAACACAUAAAAGACAAUAACGGAUGAAUUAUUGUUAUGCUGACAAUACUGACGUGGAGAAUAGACGUAUAAUGAGAGGCGCGUGUGUUGAUAUAGAGAGAGACAUAGAGGUAUCUGGCAAAUAAGGAAUCUGUUCAUAGACUGUAAUUUAGAUCCUUCUGUAACAUUGUCGUGUAUAGAUGCCAAGGCAUGAAGAAUCACGAGAAUUACUGGCACACAUGGUGGCCUUAUAAGCCGUUAGGUUGAGAUUUGCAAAAAUGUUUAGUUGUGUUACUAGUUUUGCUAGUCGGGAUCGUGUGUUGAAGGCUUUAUUAGAUUUAGGCCCCUGAGAGUCUGUGCUUUAAAGGGUGAUUAGAAUAUUAUUGCUAAAAUUAUGGUGGUGGUUGUAGGGCACACUGUCGGUCCACAGCUAGAAUUCAAAAAAUCCUGCUGCGUAACCUCUUAUCUGGCUGAAAAAGGAUACGUGACAAAUUUCAUACCCAUCACACAAGGCAGCCUUUAACUCUUCCAAAUGAAUUAUUUGAAUGAUGGCAAUAAUUAAACUACAAAAUCAGAAAUGUUCCCAAUGCGAAGACUUGAAUCUAGCUUUGGAUCACAGCAUGUCAGACAGAAUACAAAGAUCACAUGUGCAGUGUUCUCAGUUUAUUCUCACUUGUCCAUGUGUAUAUUUGGCACGUCACACCAUCUGCGGUUCACUGUGAGCAUGUCCAGCCAUUAAACACAUUUGCCAGUUGA